Messenger RNA from Drosophila gunungcola (fruit fly), 1545 nucleotides. RefSeq lists its product as uncharacterized. The transcript has 7 exons. Gene Ontology annotation, biological process: proteolysis. Bases 284 to 1483 code for a protein of 399 amino acids. The record is from RefSeq and is a predicted model, not a curated record. Gene Ontology annotation, molecular function: serine-type endopeptidase activity. NCBI's taxonomy places the organism in Eukaryota, Metazoa, Arthropoda, Insecta, Diptera, Drosophilidae.
UGAGUGCUAGUUAGUCAGUCGCUUAGAAUAUUUUGAAGGGAAAUGAUGUGCGGAUUGAAAUCGUUAGGUCUUAUCGCGUUGGUGCUUUGCCACAAUGGGUUUGCUCAGUUUCUGGACGAAAGGUGCGACGACCCAUUCCCGAUUGAAAUGAGAAUAGCAAGGGGGCACCCCGCCCCAUCGAGACUCACAACUUGGAUGGCAGGCUUAUACAAUGGAUCGUCUUUUGAAUGCGGAGCAACACUAAUUCACAAAAGCUACGUUCUAACAGCUGCUCACUGCGUAUAUGAAUACUCAUUGGCUGAAGUAUCCGUUCACCUGCUCUCAUGAAAAAUGCCCACACGUCGAGCGUCUCAAUGUUACCGCAAUUAUAGUGCAUCCCGAAUUUCAUUCCUACGAUUCCUCACAUGAUAUCGCUCUGUUGAGAUUGGAGCAUGAAGUGAUUUACAAACUCUACAUCCGCCCAAUUUCCAUCAUUGUGGAUGAGAUGGUAACUACGGAUGGCGUGCAGACACUCUCCGCUUUUGGCUGGGGUAAAACACACGAAGAAGCAGAAAGCAGAAUUCUAAAUACCCUCGAACUACAGCGACGUAGCGAUGACAAGUGCCAUUAUAUUAAGAAGAACCAGUUCUGCGCCGGCAGCAAUAAUGGCGGCGACAGUUGCAAGGGAGAUUCUGGAGGUCCGGUGGCGGCCAGUUAUUCCUACAGAGGAAAGGACAGAUAUGUUCAGUUCGGAGUGGUGAGCAACGGCGUGAAAUCCUGCAAUGACAGCGCAGUCUACACAGACGUGAAUGCCUACAAGUACUGGAUAGCCAACACGGUGCUGGAGACCGAAACGAGACUCUUGACCGAACACUGCGGAAGCGACUGGGGAAGUGGAAUUCUUGUUCGCCUAUGGGAGAUUUCCCUGUUUGAGCACAAUUUCACUGGCGCACUCAUCACUAGCCGGUUUGACGUGACUGUUGCCAGUGCGUUCCCCAAUGAUAUACAUGAGAUAAAAGUGGAAACCGAAUAUCUUGGCAGAUAUGAUAUAGACUGGUUUUACAAACAUCCGCAGUUCAAGCAUUCAGCAGGGUCAACGAAAAAUAAUAAGCUAGCUAAGAAUGUGCCAGACUCAGUACUUGUCAAACCGAUCUGCAUGGGAUUGAACAUUGCUGCCCCUAUGACGUGGACUGCCAUGCUCUACAGUUCCAACGAUAAAGUUGCAGACACUCAAAGUGUGGCUUUGCAUAGGAUCGAUAAUGCAGCCUGCUCCAGGAAAAUUGGAAUACAUGUAGAGCCCAAUCAAUUUUGCGUCGACAAACCUGACGAAUCAAUGUACAUGCCCUAUGAUACACCUGGUUCUGUAGUGGCUACUGUUGGAACGAUCAAUGGUGUCGAAAAAUAUUUGCUUACUGGCCUCAUAAGCCUUGUUAAGGAUGGUGUAAUCGUCAUUACAAAUAUUCAAGACCACGAGAAGUGGAUUGCGAAUGAGUUAAAGUAUUGAGGAGUGCAUAUACCACUAUUAUUAUGAAAUGAAAAUUUUAAUAAAUAAACAUUUCAAUUGAA